Molecule: messenger RNA, 3212 nt
Organism: Aaosphaeria arxii CBS 175.79
Lineage: Eukaryota; Fungi; Ascomycota; Dothideomycetes; Pleosporales
Product: glycoside hydrolase family 78 protein
Exons: 2
Coding region: 420-3023 (867 amino acids)
Biological process (GO): carbohydrate metabolic process
Source: RefSeq, a predicted model, not a curated record
AUUAAUGCGCUUCCUCUUCAUGUGCAAGUAUCAUAGGAUUACCUAGGUAACUAGUUAACAUGUCAAUCAGUCGCUGGCCAAUCGGUAGAUCCAUCGGGAAUCAAUCGAGCAAUUCCUCUCCACCAGAGCGCCCUAACCUCGGUGCACUAGAUGUAUCUCUACGCACCGUUGAUCGCACAAAGUUUGAUACGAUGGUCGUAUUCGAUACGUCUCCGCUUCUGCCAAGGAAUAUACCCCAGAAAACAACAGGUUCCCCGCGAUUUAGACGUCAACAUUAAGCUCAUCAAGAACCUCGCGAGACUUUUACCCGAACCGCCCGUUGACGAUCGAUGGGGCUAGCAGGGGGAACAGGGAUACGAUCGCGAUAUCUCUCACCGAGUAUCUAACUGUUGCAUCCAAUAUAAAUAAACAGAGUGGCAAUGUAUUCAGAGACAUUUAUCCACGGACAAACGCCUCUUGUUCAGCAGACGAGCCAGUGCGCCAGCAUGUCGGUCUCAAUUGCAUCGCUUUCUUUUGAACACCACCGCCCCGCGUUUGGUAUUGCGGAGACAGAGCCUCGCAUCUCUUGGAGAUUCGAAGGGACCGCCACCAACUGGGAGCAAACAAGCUAUGACGUCGAAAUAUCUCGUGGAGCAGACGGCGUCCCAAACGUUUUCAAUGUCAAUAGCACAGACUCGAUAUUAGUCCCAUGGCCGGAUAAGCCCUUGGGCAGCGCAGAAUCUGCGACCGUCAGAGCUAGAGCCCAUGGAGGUCAAGGCCAGGAAUCAACAGAAUGGUCAGACGUCUUCACAGUGGAGACGGGACUUCUAAACCCUGAAGAUUGGGCGGGUGCGAAACCUAUUGCCGCAGAUCGAGAGACAGAAAUCGACGCACCUAAGCAACCCGUCCUCUUCCGGAAAGCCUUUCAAGUCAAUUCCGAAAUCACAUCUGCACGUCUCUACAUCACAGCACUUGGCUUGUACGAGGCCGAGAUAAAUGGCCAACGUGUCGGCGAUCAUGUUUUGGCUCCAGGCUAUAUGUCGUAUCAUCACAGGCAUGUAUACGAUACAUACGAUGUAACUGAACUCGUCAAACCUGGUGAGAACGCAAUAGGUGCAACAGUUGGAGAGGGCUGGUACGCAGGCCGCAUAGGCCUACAGAAAAGGAGGAAUCUCUAUGGAGAUACCCUUGGAUUGAUUUCCUUGCUCGUUGUGACCAAUGCUGACGGGAGCAAACAAACGAUCCCAAGCGACCCAACCUGGCGUGCAGCUACCGGACCUAUCGUAACCUCGGAGAUAUAUAAUGGCGAAUUCUAUAACGCCACGAAUGAGAUCGAAGGAUGGUCGUUGCCAGACUUUGACAGUACUUCCUGGCUGGAUACAAAGGAAUUAUCUCCUCCCGUGGGAAAGAUUGUCGCUCCAGACGGUCCACCAAUUCGUAAACUUGAGUCUGUGAAACCUCAGAAGAUUUUCCUUUCCGACUCUGGGAAAACAGUCAUUGACUUUGGCCAAAAUCUUGUUGGAUGGCUGAAGUUGAAGGUCGAUGGGCCUGAGGGUACCAAUAUUACUCUAGUGCAUACUGAAGUAAUGGAGAAUGGCGAAGUUGCGACGCGACCGCUGCGGACGGCAAAGGCUACAGACACCAUCAUACUUUCCGGCAAGGGCCCAUUGAACUGGGAGCCCAAAUUCACCUUCCACGGAUUUCGCUAUGUGCAAGUUACUGGGUGGCCGAAUGCCACAAAGCUGGAUGGCGAUUCCAUCUCUGCUGUUGUUGUACACUCCGACAUGGAGCGGGUCGGAUAUUUCGAAUGCUCUCACGAACUUCUCAAUAAGUUCCACAAUAAUGUCAUCUGGAGCUUGAAAGGCAAUUUCCUUAGUGUCCCGACAGAUUGCCCACAGAGAGACGAACGAUUAGGAUGGACUGGGGAUGCGCACGCAUUUAUGCCAACUUCGAAUUACUUAUAUGAGACGGCUGGGUUCUGGCGUGGUUGGCUCAAAGAUGCCUGGUCCGAGCAAGCUGAUAGCCCCACAUUCAUUCCUCCUAUUUACAUUCCGGAUGAGAAUACGACCGGGGACAAGAACAUGCUACAGGAACAGUACGCUGGAGCACAGUCUUGGAUAGACAAAGGUAUUCCCCGGAACGAGGCAGGUCUAUGGAACAGAUCUACAUUUCAAUUCGCAGACUGGCUGGAUCCAAAGGCUCCUGCUGACAAGCCUGGUGAUGCCACCACUGACACGCACCUGGUAUCCGAUGCGUACCUUAUCGAAAUGACUAGGCUUCUUUCCAACAUCAGUGCAGCGCUUGGUAAAACAGAGGAAGCGGAGAAAUAUGCUUCUCAGAGAACCGAUCUCAUUUCUGCUUUCAAGAGCGCCUGGGUCGAGCCCUAUGACAGUAUCAUUGCUAACGUGACGCAAACCGCGCUUACGCUUGGAAUUGGUUUUGGCAUCUUUGAUACUGAAGCCCUGCGGACCGAGGCUGCUUCCACUCUUCGAAAAGUCAUCGCCGACAACGACUUCCUAGUCGGCACAGGAUUUGCGGGUACCCAACAACUUGGAUUUACCCUGUCGUCUAUAGAUGCGACCACAGAUUUCUAUAAAAUGCUUCUCCAGACGAAGGUACCGUCAUGGUUAUAUCAGGUCGUGAUGGGCGGCACAACGACCUGGGAGCGAUGGGAUUCUCUCCUAUCAAAUGGCUCGGUGAAUCCAGGGGAAAUGACGAGCUUCAAUCAUUAUGCUUUCGGAAGUGUUGCGGAUUGGAUACAUCAAAAGAUUGGUGGGCUAGCUCCAGCAGAGCCCGGAUGGAAGAAGGUUUUGGUUGCACCGGAGCCCGGAGGAGAUAUCACCCAGGCAAAUUCCAGCUAUUUGAGUGCAUAUGGUUGGACUAAAGCUAGCUGGAACGUUGGCGAGGAUGGGUUUCAUCUAAGCGUCAGUGUGCCGCCAAAUGCGCGCGCAGAGGUCAAAUUGCCUGGCGCAAACGGCACGGUGACGGAAGUAGGAAGUGGCACUCAUCAGUUUACCGUCGAAGGUUUCAAAGUUCUGGGGUAAUGGUUUAUUCUCGGGGUGGACUUUUCUUCGUAAAUUUAUGGUAAUUCAUAGGUAGCUUUCGACAAUACUUGUCAUGGACAGAUAAUCGACAGGCCUGCUCCAGAUCUGACACCCAAUCAGCCUGUCUCAAUCGUCCUGUUCAUUCUUGAUAUGGUGAAGGCAAUAAUUCCUCUUACUUGUAAUUACGAG